AUGGCAACAGGCAUAGCCAGACCUUUCGGCAGUUUGGCACACAAAACAACAAGAGGUCAUUUGGAAGCAAAGCAUCAAAUAAAGAAGACUGGUUUUCGGCAUUUUGCGUCAACUGUAUCGUCUGAUGAUUUCGCGAAUGUUGAUGACAUUAGAAAUCCAAAGCCGCCCAUUAUUAGCAAGGAUGAGGAACAUCGCGUCGAAACACAACGAAGACGACUUGCAGAUGUCUUGAUUUCAGAGGUUUUGGACGCAAAGCACGCCCAUCGUUGGGUAAAUCCAAUAAUAAAACAUGGCGCUACGCUACGGGAAGCUAUUGAAGCAGUGAUUGAUGGAGGACUUAGCGGAAUGAUGGUAGUGGAUGACCAUGCUGGCGAGCAGAAGAAAGUGUUGGGGCUUCUGACGUCUCGGGAUCUAUUAAGAGUAAUGAAUUCUGGGAUUAAGGACGAUGAAUCCAACGACGAGAUUAUGAGUAGGCCAAUCAUAGACUUCAUGACUCCGAUCAGUCAAGUGGUAUAUGCUCGUCCUGAAGAAACGAUAGGCAUGUGUCGAACAAUCAUGUCGAAGCUCGGAAUCAAAUGUCUACCGAUUCUUUCCAGCGAAGGACAAGUGGCGGGCCUCAUAACAGCACGUGAUAUGUCAGAUUUCGGAUUGACGGCUGCAGAUAAAGGUGGAAAGAAGAGCUUUCUCGAUGAUGUCUCGUCACGAGUCGGACUUUCGAGCAAUACUAGCAUGGCAGAUCCACCAUUGUUCAUGCAGGCACACUUGACGCCAGAACGAUCGCCAUUAUACGUCAAUAUGGGUGUCGCAGAGUUGCCACAUCCAUUCAAGAGGCCAGAUGGCGUCAGCGGAAACCUAAGAGAGCACGGUCCGAGCGAUUUUGCCAGCGAUAAUGAUCUCUCGGAAGAUGCGCAUUUUAUUGCUACAGUAAAGCUGCCAGAUGACAAGGAAGGCACGCUGCGAGAUUUGACAUAUUUUGGAGUAGCAGACGGAGUUGGGAGUUGGCGAGAGUACGGCGUUGAUCCAAGAGACUUCUCUCAUAAGUUGAUGGAGGAAUGUGAAAACGUCUUGUUGGAAGCGUGUCAUCGAGCCCCCAAAAAAGGGAAACUGUCAAAACGCGUGAUCGCACCUGCUGACAUUCUGGAAGAGGCGUACGAGCGUGUCAAGAAAGACAACAUUAUUGGAUCCUGCACCGCAUGCGUGGCCUUCUUCGACAACACUAGACACCAGCUGCACUUUAGCAACCUUGGAGAUUCGGGUAUUGUUAUUCUUAGACAUAUCGAUUCUUCUCAAGCGGGAUCCCUCAAACGAGACAAAACAAUACCUCGACUUGAAAGAUCAUCUGACCUGAAAGUUGCUUUUGUAUCCCAACAACAGUUGCACUCCUUCAACCAUCCAUAUCAGCUCGGGUGGACGGGUGAAGAAAUGCGAGAGAAAUCUUCCUUCAAAACAGCUCAAGAUACGUGCACGACUUCUGUUCACGUUCGUCGAGGCGACAUUAUUAUUAUGGCGACUGAUGGUCUCUUUGAUAACAUUGACGUAAACGAUAUUGCAGAUGUUGGUCUGGAAUGGGAAAACCAGGUUGGUUUGAUCCGAGGUGGGGAUAUUGCUGCCCGCGAAAAACGAUGGCAAAUGGGCAAUUCCUUGACUUUACUAUCUGCAGAACGGGUAGGGGAACUAGCACAAGAGCUGUGCGAUAAAGCAAGAGACUACAGUUUAGAUUCAUCAUUGGACUCGCCUUUCGCACUUCUUGCGAAGGAAAAUGAUAUCAUGUGGAGUGGAGGCAUGCCGGAUGACUGUACUGUCAUUGUGGCCCAUGUUGUCGGGCGGUCUGCAGAUGACGUGAUGGAUAAAGAUCAUCUCUAG
Molecule: messenger RNA, 1863 nt
Organism: Cylindrotheca closterium
Lineage: Eukaryota; Bacillariophyta; Bacillariophyceae; Bacillariales; Bacillariaceae
Source: the annotation of a GenBank genome assembly